AUGUUGACCAUCAAGCACCCCUUUGUUUCGAGCCCGGCCAACUAUAACAAGCGUCCCUUCUACGCGUUUCGUGCCCGUGGCUCUGAGUCCGGUCACCCCUUCUUCACUUCCAUGGACGAGUUAGUUUCCUGCUAUGCCGCAGCAGUCAAGAGGACCCAGGCGACGGGACCAUACGCCAUCGUGGGUUACGGUUACCGCGGUGUUGUCGCAUUUGAAGUCACCAAGCAGCUCGAGGUCAUGGGAGAAGGAGUGAAGUUCGUCGUUCCCACCAACAUUCCUUCUCAUAUCGCCGACCGCAUGCACGAGAUCGACUGGACCUCAAUUUAUCCUGGCUGGAUCAACAACCGGCUCAAGGCCUGGUCUGACUUCAGCCGCGGCGAGCCAUCAUAUAUUGAGGUACCUGGGGAACACUACACGCUCAUGAACUUUGACCACAUCCCGCAGUUCCAGGGGAUUUUCCGCCAUCACCUCAAGGCUCGUGGUCAGUAG
Molecule: messenger RNA, 489 nt
Organism: Suillus subaureus
Lineage: Eukaryota; Fungi; Basidiomycota; Agaricomycetes; Boletales; Suillaceae
Product: Alpha/Beta hydrolase protein
Exons: 3
Coding region: 1-489 (162 amino acids)
Biological process (GO): biosynthetic process
Source: RefSeq, a predicted model, not a curated record